This is a messenger RNA of Cordyceps fumosorosea ARSEF 2679, 873 nucleotides long. RefSeq names its product formyltetrahydrofolate deformylase. Lineage: Eukaryota; Fungi; Ascomycota; Sordariomycetes; Hypocreales; Cordycipitaceae. The transcript has 2 exons. The coding region runs from base 1 to 873 and encodes 290 amino acids. Gene Ontology annotation, biological process: 'de novo' IMP biosynthetic process. Gene Ontology annotation, molecular function: formyltetrahydrofolate deformylase activity. The record is from RefSeq and is a predicted model, not a curated record.
AUGGCCGCCAACGACCACGUCCUCACGCUGUCCUGCCCUGACCGGCCCGGCAUCGUCCACGCCGUUACCGGCGUCUUCGCCUCGCGCGGGCACAACAUCCUGGACCUGCAGCAGUUCAGCGACCCCAUCUCGGAGCGCUUCUUCAUGCGCGUGCACUUUGGCCCCGCGCCGGCUGCCGAGGGCAUCGACGCCUCCUCGACGUCGCACCUCGAGCCCGCGUUCGCCGCGCUCGCCGCCGAGUACUCGAUGGAGCUCGACGUACGGCCGGCGGCUCGCAAGACUCGCGUGCUGCUCAUGGUGUCCAAGAUCGGCCACUGCCUCAACGACCUCCUCUUCCGCAUGAAGACUGGCCAGUUGCAAAUCGAGGUCCCCCUCAUCGUCUCCAACCACCCCGAGUUCGCCGCGCUCGCCAAGAGCUACGACGUGCCGUUCCUGCACCUCCCCGUGACCAAGGACACCAAGGCGCAGCAGGAGGCGCGCGUGCUCGAGCUCGUGCUACAGCACGAAAUCGAGCUCAUCGUGCUCGCGCGGUACAUGCAGGUGCUGUCGCCGACGCUGUGCGCGGCCAUGAGCGGGCGCAUCAUCAACAUCCACCACUCGUUCCUGCCGAGCUUCAAGGGCGCGCGGCCGUACCACCAGGCGUACGAGCGCGGCGUCAAGAUUAUCGGCGCGACGGCGCACUUCGUCACGGCGGACCUCGACGAGGGCCCCAUCAUCGAGCAGCGCGUCACCCGCGUCGACCACGUCAUGGGCCCCAAGCAGCUGACCGAGGAAGGGUCCAACAUGGAGAGCCAGGUGCUGGCGGCGGCGGUCAAGUGGUACGCGGACCGGCGCGUGUUUCUCAACGGGUCCAAGACCGUUGUCUUUGAUUAG